ACGUUUUGCGAAACGCGUCGAUAAUGUGCAGCUGCUCGCUUGCUGCAAAUUACUUUCGCGCAAGCGGAGCGUUAGGAAGGUUGUUUUAUAAAUAUCAUAGUUUAUAGACGUACUUGCGCUGCUUGUAGGAGACUUGGCGACACACAGAAUGGGGGUCGAAAUUGAGACCAUCAAACCCGGAGACGGUAAAUCAUAUCCGAAGAAAGGCCAAAAAGUCAAUGUUCAUUACACAGGCACUUUCACAAAUGGACAAAAGUUCGAUUCAUCAAGAGAUCGAGGACAACCUUUAUCUUUCCGGAUUGGUCAUGGGGAAGUUAUCCAUGGAUGGGAAGAAGGAAUCUUAAAGAUGAGCAUUGGUCAAAGAGCAAAGCUGAUCUGUGGGUCUGACUCAGCAUAUGGUGAAUCAGGUUAUCCAGGGGUGAUUCCACCAAAUUGUACCCUGCUGUUCGAUUUGGAAUUAUUAAGCAUUGGUUAACUACUAUUAUUAAGCUAAAAAGAGACAUUGAUGCAUGCAAGUUGUAAUAUCUGUAUCUGAAGUGAUAGAUAUUCUAGAAUUCUCUUUUGCAACUACUCCUGGUUCCAAAUAGUCCACUUAUGCAGAUCAAAUUUGUCUGCAUGAGUACAAAAAUUCUCCAGAUCAGGUUAUCCAAGAUUUUGAAGUUACUUCCUUUGACAUCUUCAAACAGGGACUUCACCCAUUUUGUGUUUGAUUUUUUGUUCUAAGUGUUCUGUUGAUUUUUAUUACAAAUCAUCCAAGCCUACUUCGUAUACUAAUUAACUUCUCAAUAUACCUUGUGUUAUUAUAUA
Messenger RNA from Styela clava, 807 nucleotides. Lineage: Eukaryota; Metazoa; Chordata; Ascidiacea; Stolidobranchia; Styelidae. The record is from RefSeq and is a predicted model, not a curated record.